Molecule: messenger RNA, 1094 nt
Organism: Clunio marinus
Lineage: Eukaryota; Metazoa; Arthropoda; Insecta; Diptera; Chironomidae
Source: the annotation of a GenBank genome assembly
AUGUCUACUUAGAAAAAGGACCUCAGUAAUCACUUCUCUAAAAGGAAAGUGAAAUAUUUCAAAUUUAUUAUUGUUUGUCCCUCAUUUAUUAUUGAUGGCUUCAACAAGCAAAAAAAUGGCUUCAACAAGCAAAGAAACGGCUUCAACAAACAAAGAGGUGUGCUGGGUUUGUUUUAAAUCUAUUAAAAAUGACGUUCUUUUUGGUGAAUGGAAGACGCUAGAUAAGAUAAAAGUUCACUACUUUUGUUUAUUAUCGGGAACUGCUAUUAGGCAAACUGGCAAAGUUACAGGAAAACCGGAUGGAAUACUUGGCUUUACAGAAAAAGAUAUUGGUGAAUCAUUUCAGCUCUACGAAUCUACGAAAUGCUAUCUAUGUCGUAAGAAAUCAGCUGCUGUAAAAUGUGCUGAAAAAGACUGCAAUCGGUCCUGGCAUUAUCCAUGUGGAGUAUUAGAAUGCGUUACAGAAUUUACAGGAGCAUUCCAAUCAUAUUGCAGUCAUCAUGUCAAAGAUCCUAACAAUGGCAAAAAGCACGAAAAUUAUGCUGAGUGUUUAGUAUGUAAUAGUUUGAUAGCUACUUAUGACCCAGCAAAUUCCAUCAUUUCGUCGUGCUGUCUCUUAUGGCCGGAUUAUUCUAAAUGCUUUGUUCAUAAAACUUGCAUUUUGAAAUAUACUAAGAAUGCUGGCUAUGAUUCACUGUGUAUAAAUUGCGAUAUGGAAGUCCCGGCACCUAAUUAUAAAUUAACUAAACAAGAAUGGCAAGAGGAAAUGAGAAAAAAAGGAAUAUUUAUUCCGAUGGCAGAUGCUAUUUGGGAACGAGAAGGUAACUUUGCUGAUCAAGUCAAACAGAAAUGCGAAUACGGGAACUGCUCAAGUCCAAAUGUAACAAAGGAUGUGUUCACUUGCUUCGUUUGUGGAUGCUUUCCGAUGCACUUAAAAUGUUCCAAAGUCACAAAACAUGAAGAAUAUUAUUGUCCAAAAUGUUGGGACCAAUCUUUUGUACAAAGAGUUCCGAAAUAUUAAAUUUCUAUUUUUUCUAUAAUUGUUGAAUUUUGAACUGUAAUAAUAAAAAUAACGGCUUCCAGAAAUUUAAAUA